AUGACUGAAACUUUGCAAUCAAAUUCGAAUGAAUAUGAUAAAGUCGCCAUACUCGAUGCCGGUUCACAAUAUGCGAAAGUAAUCGAUCGUCGCAUACGUGAGCUAUCAGUUUAUUCCGAACUUGUUCCUUUGCAAACAUCCGUUACUGAAUUGCUUUCGCGUAAAUACAAAGCUAUUAUUGUAUCUGGCAGUCCCGGUUCAGUUAAUGAUCCAAAUCCAGCUCAUUAUGAUCCGAAAUUAUUUGAUUGCGGUUUACCAAUAUUAGGCAUUUGCUAUGGCCUACAAAUGCUAAACAAACAACGUGGUGGAACUAUUGUACGACAAGCUGUUAGAGAAGAUGGACAAUUUCAAGUCGAACUUAAUCAAACAGAAUGUCCGCUAUUUAAAGAUAUGAAUAAAUUGGAAAAUGUUCUACUAACGCAUGGUGAUAGUAUUGAAAAGCUUGGUGAAAAUCUACUAGUCGUUGGUAAAAGUGAAUCAUUUAUUGUUGCUUGCGCUGAUAAAGAAAAACAUAUUUAUGGCCUUCAAUUUCAUCCCGAGGUUGAUUUGACAGAUAAUGGCAUGCAAAUAUUCCAAAAUUUUCUUUUCGAUAUUGCACAUUGUCAACCAUCAUUUACUAUGGGCAAUCGAAUAGAAGAAGCAUUUACUAAUAUUCGCUCAUUCAUUAAAGAUCAAAUAGUAUUUAUAUUAUGUAGCGGUGGUGUAGAUAGUUCUGUAUGUGCUGCAUUGUUAACACGCGCUUUACCAACUGAACAAGUGAAAAUCGUCAGUAUCGAUAAUGGAUUUUUACGACACAAUGAAGGUGUGGAAAUUCGUCAAACAUUAUCGCAAUUUGCAGCCGUCAAUUACAUUGAUGCUGGCCAACGUUUUGCACAAGCUAAAACAUUUGUACGUGCUAAACCAUCAACAUCAUCGAAUGAUUCAUCGUCGAGUGCACAACGACGCAUAUCUGCAUCAUCGAAUUUCUUGAGUUUAUAUGAUGCUGAUGUAUUACUCGAAGAAACUUUACCAUUAAAUGAAGAAACUGAUCCUGAACAUAAACGUAAAAUAAUUGGCGACACAUUUGUGAAAGUCGUACAAGAAUUUUUGCGUGAUAAUAAUUUUACAUUCGAUGAUAUUAUAUUAGCACAAGGGACAUUAAGACCGGAUCUCAUUGAAAGUGCAUCACAUUUAGCAUGCCAAAGUGGUUAUGCUGAUGCAAUUAAAACUCAUCAUAAUGAUUCACCUAUGGUACGCGAGUUACGCAAACGCAAUCGUGUUAUUGAACCAUUGAAAGAUUUUCAUAAAGAUGAAGUACGAAAAAUUGGUUUAACAUUAGGUCUUCAGCAUGAUGUUAUAUAUCGUCACCCAUUUCCUGGUCCCGGUUUAGCUAUACGAAUCUUAUGUGCCGAUGAACCCUAUAUGCCCAACGAACAAUUUUCUCAAACAUCAACAUUAUUACGAACUAUUGUUACGUACUCAAAAAUGGUCGAUAAACAAUAUGCAUUAUUACCAACGUUAGAUAAGAUAUUUACAGAGAAUGAAAAAAUUCUUUUGAAAAAACUCACAUCACCUGUUCAACACGAUUAUACAUCAGUUGUAUUACCAAUACGCAGUGUUGGUGUUCAAGGUGAUGCUCGUACAUAUAGUUUUGCUGCAGCUAUAAGCUCAAAUGAUGAACGACCCAAUUGGAACGAAUUAUUUAUUCUAGCUCGAUUGAUAACAAAAGCCUGUCAUCAUAUAAAUCGUGUUGUUUAUAUUCUUGGUAAGAAAAUUCUUGAUGCUGAAAUUACUCAAGUAACGCGUACAUCAUUAACGCAGGAUAUUGUUGAUAAGGCUCGUGCCUGUGAUCAUCAUGCUAUGCUUAUAAUGAAAAAGCAUAAUGCAUACAGUGCAAUAAGUCAAAUGCCAGUUGUAUUAAUUCCAAUACAAUUCGACAGGCAAAUUUAUUUAAAUGAUCAUGAAGAGAUCAAUAAAAACGGUGACCACGUUAAUGAAAGAAUCAUUCCACUUACACGUCUUCGAUCCAUAGCGAGUAGUUUUCAACAUUCAGUUGUAUUACGAACAUUUCUUACCAAAGAUUUUAUGACGGGACGACCAGCUGUACCUGGUGAAACGUUUCACAUGGAAAUGUUGGAUGAAAUGUGUCAAACAAUAAAAAAUAACGUACCCGGUAUAAGUCGAAUUUUAUAUGAUUUAACAUCGAAACCACCAGCAACAACAGAAUGGGAAUGA
Rotaria socialis is the source of this 2214-nucleotide messenger RNA. The record is from the annotation of a GenBank genome assembly. NCBI's taxonomy places the organism in Eukaryota, Metazoa, Rotifera, Eurotatoria, Philodinida, Philodinidae.